CAUUUUAAGAUGAUUUGUUUUUUUCUUGUUCUCAAUUGUUAAUUUUUCCUUUGGAAUUUAAUUUGAUACAGUAAUUAUUUCCUUUUAUUUUGAUACUUAUCGUUAUUAUUGUGUUCUGUUUGACUUUGAAUACUCAUCUUUUCUUUGUAAUUGAUUUCACUGGUUGUGUUUAAAUUGAUUUUCUUAAUUCAUCAUCAUGAGUCUUCAAUGGACCCUUGUUGCAACCUUUUUGUAUAUUGAGAUUGUUGUUGUCAUUAUCCUGUUAUUGCCCAUCAUUUCACCUAGAAAAUGGCAGAGUUUUUUCAAAUCAAGGUUCCUACAGUCAAUAGAACGUCAGAGUAAUCUUUAUUUCACUGGGUUUCUAUUAAUUUUGGUUCUACUCUUUUUGGAUUCUAUUCGGGAGAUGAGAAGAUAUUCACUGGGCCGAGAACAUGAUGAACAAUCUGGUCACCUUAAUUCAGAAUUGGCUCAUUCAAUGAAAUUGUUCCGAGCUCAACGUAACUUUUACAUUGCUGGUUUUGCCCUUCUCUGUCUUGUUAUCCGUCGUAUUGCCUCACUUUUAUCCCAAGCAGCACAACUUAAGAAUCAAUUGGAAGCUGUCACCGCUCAGGCAAAAGGAGCAUCAAGAGCAGCUGAAGCUCUUUUGAAGACAACUGAUGACGGAAAGAAAAAAGAGAAAAGUAAAGUCGGUGGUGAUAAAACCGAACCCGAACCCGAACCAUCAACAGCUUCUCCAAAUGAAUUAAAACGUCUACGAUCUGAAUUAGCUGGAAUCAAAGAAGAAUUGAUCAAAGCCAAGAAUGAAGUUGCAAAAGCCGAAGCCCUAAAGAAACAAGCAGAGAACAUCAGCCGAGAAUAUGAUCGUUUGGCUGAUGAACAUGCCAAGUUAACCAAAAAACUGGGAACCGUUGGUGAUAAAAAAGCUGAUUAAAUACUUUUUAAAAAGUAUACACUCUCUCAACUAUCUUUCUCCUCUAAAUUACAUAUGAAACAUAUUGUUUGAUAAACUGUCAAAGAUCAAUGUAUUUCCCCGGUGAUACCAACAAUUUGUUCUGUUCAAUUGUAAUAACCUUUUAAUUAUAUUUAAAGCGAUGUUUGAAUAUUAGUUUUGCUAAUAUGGCUGAUAUCUUUGGGAAAUUU
This is a messenger RNA of Panonychus citri (citrus red mite), 1140 nucleotides long. RefSeq names its product B-cell receptor-associated protein 31-like. Gene Ontology annotation, cellular component: endoplasmic reticulum; endoplasmic reticulum membrane. Lineage: Eukaryota; Metazoa; Arthropoda; Arachnida; Trombidiformes; Tetranychidae. Gene Ontology annotation, biological process: endoplasmic reticulum to Golgi vesicle-mediated transport; intracellular protein transport. The record is from RefSeq and is a predicted model, not a curated record.